Molecule: messenger RNA, 4603 nt
Organism: Rhopalosiphum padi (bird cherry-oat aphid)
Lineage: Eukaryota; Metazoa; Arthropoda; Insecta; Hemiptera; Aphididae
Exons: 7
Coding region: 604-1608 (334 amino acids)
Source: RefSeq, a predicted model, not a curated record
CUGGCCUACUCUGUAACCACACCGUUUGCCAGCAGUGUACCAGCGACGUGUAAUACGGCCAGUAAGUUGUUAUACCCAACCCAUUAUUAUUGUUGUUGUAGCUGUUAUCAUCGCCAUCGUUGUUAUUGUUGUUUAAAAAAUUAUUAUUUAGUUAAAUUAUUAUAAUAUUGUACGUCCGCGUAUACCUACCGCCGUAAAAUUGUCGCGAAUAUUUAUUAUAAUAUAAUUACCCGGGAACGAUGUACCUGUCGGCGAAAAAAAUGUAACGACCCGCCACCAGUAAAUCGACCAAAGACGACCGCGGGAGAUUAACAGCCGAUUUUCGAACUUAAACUUCGAGCACCAUAUACCUAACAGAGUGGACAAUUCCACUGAAGACGUCGCGCCGUUCUACUGCAGCUGUUGCCACCACUCACGCGUGUGCCUACUUAAUCGUGUAAUUAAUGAUAAUCAACGUACCGUUGGUUGACAUGGCUAAUGUGGAUGCUAAAAAAAUAUACGGAUGGACGUGGAGCAAAUCGGACAGUUGAAUGACACCGACUGCGGUUUUGUGUGUGAGGCUGGCGAAGAAGCGUCGGGAAACACCAUGUGGUUUGGCGUAAAAUGGCUGAUCCAAAUAAGAGUAAAGCGCUGUAUUCGUCCGGGGUGGCAUUCCUAGGGUUCGCGUGUUUUGCACUAGCCGCCACUGCUAUUGGGUUGCCAUUAUGGGGUUACUACGAAAAUCCUCAAGCCGAAAUUGGGACUUCAGGAAUCGAUCGGGGUUAUUUUGGACCAUGGCAAAUGUGCAAACAAUCGUACUACGGACGAACGAAAUGUGGAGACUCAAUAUCCAGGUUUCAUCCUGUGGAAACGGUUAAGGUAGCCGGAUAUUUUGCCAUAGCAGGCACACUGAGCCUGGCCGUGUUUUGCAUCCUGAGCAUAGUGCAAUUGGCCAUGGUAGUGUCAAAGGAAAAAGUCGUGUUCGCCUAUAGCAAGACCGUGGUUACCAAAUUGGUGUUUGCAUUCGCAGCAACUCUGCUGGCAAUCAUCGCAGCCGGGUUAUUCGCUCUUCAAACCGACGACAAAGACAACAGCUACCAAGUGACCCGAGGGGAAUCGUUUUAUAUGCAGAUUGGCUUAAUUAUAUUGAAUUUUUUACUAUUCGUGGCUGCAAUAUAUGAUUUAAUAUUUUCCCGUCGCUUGGGCGGUGAUCCGACCAUCAGUAACCGUGAUCCAUCUGGUGUCGAAGCUACCACAUUCAAUAAUCCUGCCUUUAAGGAGAAGAGGUCAAUGAAUCCAAGAGGAGGAGGUGGAGUCGGGGUCGGUGGCAGUGGUAAAAUAUCGGUGACAGACGCCAGCGGAAAGCCGUACUUGAGCGGCACGACCAAUGGCAGUACGAUGUCAAUGACCACUACACUCAGCUCAAAUGGUUCGUCCAUAACACCAGUGAUCCGCAGCCCAUUGCGGUCCAGCCUGAAGAAGCCACGGUCGGCUAAUGGGAACGGGACCGGAGGAGGCGUUGGCGGUCUAGGUAUACAGAAUCCUGGUUUCAGCGGCACAUCACCAACCCUAUCCCGAAACGGGAGCGUGAAAAAAGUCCGGAUACAGACCCAGAGUACGGCCGUGUAAAGCUGCGAGAAAGCGAUGCGCAUCGACUUGACGGAAUAAAAUAAUAAUACAUAGACUAUAAAAACGAAGGAAAAAUAUAUUCUGGCGAACAUUCCGUGGGAAAAUUCGUAUACUUAUUACUUACAACGAUUCACGUUAUCGCUACCAUACAGAAGACUCGCGGGAUGAUUUUGACUUUCGUGGGACGUACUUGCACCAUACCGAUCAUUGUAUAAUUAUAUAUAUAGUAUAGGUAGUUGUACACGUCUUUUGAUUUAAUUGUACGUAUAGUAAAAUACGCAGGUACUAAUCACAAUAGUAUCAUAACGACGAAACAACAUUCUUAACAGCUAUAUUGCAGUGACAUGUGCCUAUCAAUAUUAUUUAAAACAUUGUUUAUGUGGGUAAAAUAUAAUAAUAUUAUAUCGUAACAAACAUCUAGCUGACGUGCGCGCGCACACACUAUUAUUAUUAUUAUUUUAAUUGUUAAUAUACGUCAUAUUUUACGCGCACCCGUUUCAUCAUCAUUAUUAUUAUUGUUAUUAUUAUUAUUUUAUUUUUAUUUUUCAUUUCGUUGGUCGUAUUUAGUUGUUAUUUAAUCAAAAUUUUUAAUUAUUUUUACGCAUAUAAUAUAUAUAUAUAUAUGAAAUUGUGCCAAUUUUGGUCCAACGAACGUGUACUAUAGUCUAUAGGUCUAUAGCAUGUAUAAUAUUCAAAUAUAUAAUACCGAACUAUUUGUAACGUUUUUUUUCCACUUAUCCCUCCAAAACAACGGCAUGUUAUUGAAAUCAUCGGCAAAGCUUAGUACAAUAUGUUUAUUUUACAUUUUAAUUUUUACAAUACUCGCAUGACCUGUAUCGUAAUAAAAUCGUUUUCAACAGCGAAAUCACAACAUUUUAUGUGCUUAUUUUCAUUGUUAAACAAUUAUUUUAAAAUUCAAAUAUUAUAUAAAUAUAUAUUUUGUUUGAUUCAUAAUUCGAGUUUAUCGUAUGAUGCGUUUAAUUCAGAAAUUUAAAACAUAAUAUUUUAGGAUAUUGUUCGUUGAUGUAUUAUCUAAUAUAAUCGAUAAAUUCAUUAUAUUUAGUGUGCCAUCCGGAAAACUCGUUAAAAAAACUUGUUUAUACUCGGAAUUUUUUUAUUUCGUGAAUGUACACAAAACAAAUUGCACAUAAUAUGUAAAAGUAUAAUACGUAUUUCGUUAUUCACUAUGUAUAAAUAUUGUAUAAUAGUAACAAUAAUAAUAAUAACAUAAUAAUGUAAUAUAUUAUUCAUUGUUUCUUUUAUUAAGUAUACAAAAUCAAAUUCAUCCAAUAAGUGAUGAUUUUAUUGUAUGUAUUUCAGUUCAUUUCACGAUUCAGUUAUGAGAUCUAAAUCGAUAAUAAUUCAUCAUAAUUUAAAUAAAAAUUAAGAUCUCGCGUAGUGAAGUAUUUUUUUUUUUUAGCAUUGUGUACAAUCAAAAAAAAAAACAAACAAAAAUUAUAGUAAAUAAAUAAUAAAAAUGUUACCUUGACACCAAAAUUUGUUCAAAAUAAAACUGACACUGUUAUGUUUUAUAAAAACAUACUUCUAACAAUUUUAUAAAUUGUAUAGUUCACGUGAUAUUUUACACAAUUUAUAAUAAAUUGUAAUUAUGUUGUGCACAAAUUAUAUGAAAAUAUUUUUUUAUCUAUUUAUUUUUAAGUUUUUUUUAACCAUAUCCAAAGCAAAUUUUUAAGUGUCAUGUUUGCUAAGUUCUAUUAAUAUAUUUAUUAUUGUAGGUAGAAGCCUAAUGUGGUAUCUAAUAUAGAUAAGAUAGCAACUAUUAUAUUUUUGUAGUUCUAUACUUAUAUUAUAAUGUACAGGAUAAUAUUAUGUAUAUAUAUAUAAUAUUAUAAUGUAUUUAUGUAUUUUUUUUUUUUACCAAAAGCACUACAAUUUUGUAUUUAAAUAGAUAAACUAUAUGCACACAUACACAAUACACAUAUAGUACAUACUUUUUAUUAUAUCAAUGUAUCAUUCAAUUCAAAAUUAAGUGCACUUGCAUGUCUAUCACAAUAUUUAAAUAAUUUUCUGGUUGUUAUAAAAAUGAUAUGAAUCUUUGUUUUUUUAUUAUAGUUGCUUAUUAUUACUUUAGGUUAAGUUAUUUAGUCGUUUAUAUAAUAGGUAGUAUAUUGUAUAAAAAUCGUUUUCGAAAUUAUACACGAACAAAUUUUGAAAAUAGAUAAAUACAUACUUAGGUACUUUAUAAACAAAAUAACCAUCACAUGUAUAAACUAUAUUAGACAAAACAAGUAAUAAGUACAUGCAUUAAAAUACAUGUAUAAUUACAUCAAGUGAAUAUUUAAACAUUAAAAAACACUUUAAUUUUAUAAUUAUGAAUCACUAUAGUCAAAGUUUUUAUUGUUAAUAUGUUUUGCAAAGAAUUAAAAUAAUUUAAUUAGUCAGGUGCAUAUUAUGUUGAAACACUCAGAACCAUAUUUAACGAUUAUUAUAGUAGCCGCAGUAGUACAUAUUAGUGGCAUACUUUUAAUCAUUAUUCUAACUUUUAUACUCCGACUAACAUAAUAAUGGAUUAUUUUUGAUAAAAAUGAACAUUUGUACCUAUGUAUUUGUAUUUUAUUUUAUAAGUAUAAUUUUAUAUUUAACCAAAUGUAUACCGUCCAUGUAUGAGCAAUUUUAAAAUUGGAAGUUUUGUGAUCUGUUUUCAGAGUAAUUUGAGCGUGCAAUAAAUUUGUUGAUUGAAUAUUUUAUAAAAUUAUUUUACAAUAUUGUUGUCCAUAUAAAUAGAUUAUUAAUUAAAUUUUAAGUUUUUUUUUUUGUUACGAUUACAAUUUAUUUUUUCUAAUUACAAAUUUUAUAUAACGAUAACAAUAAUUUGAGUAAUUUAAAUUACUUAAAGACAUACUAAUUGUUUUGAAUUCAUUAUUUAUUAUAGUUCAAAUGUAUUAUAAACUGUUAUAUAUUUAUAUAAUAUUGUACACUGAUAAGUACAGUAUCAACUACAUUUUGUCGGAGAAAUAAAAUAUAUAUGAUUUAA